CGCUGGCGGGAGGAGCUCUCCCACAUGAAGCGACUGAACCCGGGGCUUCCCGGCCGCCCCUACGACCUGGCGGCGACCGUGGCCACGGACCUGGACAGUGGCGCGGGCGCGGCGUGCAGCGGCAGCAACCCAGCGCACCUACCCCGGAGAGAGUCGGAGGAGUUCAACGAUCUCCUGGACCUGGAGUUCAUCCUCUCCAACUCCUUGUCUCAUCAAGAGUCGGUGGCCGCCACCGUGUCCUCGUCGGCGUCUGCCUCGUCCUCGUCCUCGCCGUCGAGCAGCGGUCCGGCCAGCGCGCCCUCCACCUGCAGCUUCAGCUACCCCAUGCGGGCCGGGGGCGACCCGGGCGUGGCCGCGGGCGGCACCGGCGGCGGCCUCCUGUACGGCCGGGAGUCGGCGCCCCCGCCCACGGCGCCCUUCAACCUGGCGGAUAUCAACGACGUGAGCCCCUCGGGCGGCUUCGUGGCCGAGCUCCUGCGGCCCGAGUUGGACCCGGUGUACAUCCCGCCGCAGCAGCCGCCGCCAGGUGGCGGGCUGAUGGGCAAGUUCGUGCUGAAGGCGUCGCUGAGCGCCCCGGGAAGCGAGUAUGGCAGCCCGUCGGUCAUCAGUGUUAGCAAAGGCAGCCCGGACGGCAGCCACCCGGUGGUGGGGGCGCCCUACAACAGCGGGCCGCGCAUGUGCCCCAAGAUCAAGCAAGAGGCGGUGUCCUCCUGCACCGUCGGCCGGCCCCUGGAGGCCCACUUGGGCGCUGGACCGCCGCUCAGCAACGGGCACCGGCCAAGUGCGCACGACUUCUCUCUGGGGCGGCAGCUCCCGGGCAGGACUAACCCGACCCUGGGUCCCGAGGAACUGCUGAGCACCAGGGACUGUCACCCUGCCCUGCCGCUUCCCCCAGGAUUCCAUCCCCAUCCGGGGCCCAACUACCCACCCUUCCUGCCCGACCAAAUGCAGCCGCAGGUCCCACAGAUUCACUACCAAGAGCUCAUGCCACCCGGUUCCUGCCUGCCAGAGGAGCCCAAGCCAAAGAGGGGAAGAAGGUCGUGGCCCCGGAAAAGGACGGCCACCCACACUUGCGAUUACGCUGGCUGCGGCAAAACCUAUACAAAGAGUUCUCAUCUCAAGGCGCACCUGCGAACCCACACAGGUGAGAAACCUUACCACUGUGACUGGGAUGGCUGUGGGUGGAAGUUCGCCCGCUCCGAUGAACUGACCAGGCACUACCGCAAACACACGGGGCACCGGCCGUUCCAGUGCCAGAAGUGCGACCGGGCCUUUUCCAGAUCGGACCACCUGGCCUUACACAUGAAGAGGCACUUUUAAACCCCCGGAGUGGACGCCACCGCACUGCCAGGAGAGAAUUCAGUAUUUUUUUUUUUUAAAAAAAAAAACCUUUUACACUGUCUUCCCACAAGGGGAGGAGUCCAGCUGGCAAGCACUACAAUCAUGGUCAAGUUCCCCACAAGUCAGCUUGUGAGUGGAUAAUCAGGAGAAAGGAGAGCUCCAAAGGACAAAACGAAAUCAGAGUACAGAUGGGGUCUGUGACUGGAUCUUCUAUCAUUCCAAUUCCAAUCUGACUUGAACACGCCUGGACUUACAGAACGCCAUGGGAGAGACUGGAAGCUGUGGAUAUCAGGGUAUAACUUAGAUCCGUGCGAGGGGAGGGCGGGAAGACCAAGAUUUUCUUGAAUUGUGUUUCGAUGCAAUAUAAGUAUAAAGAUCACCUUGUAUUCUCUUUGCCUUCUACAAGCCAUUAGUAUGUUAGAAGAGGAAGACAUUCAGGUACAGAAAAUGUGUGUUAAUAGCCUACACGAUGGUGCUUGGUGAGUCUUGGUUCUAAAGGUACCAAACGAGGAAGCCAAAGUCGUUCUCAAACUGCUGCAUACUUUGACAAGGAAAAUCUAUUUUUGCCUUCCGAUCUACAUUUAUGACCUAAGUCAGGUAAAUACACCUGGUUUACUUCUUUAACAUUUUUAUGCAGACAGUCUGUUAUGCACUGUGGUUUCAGAUGUGCAAUAAUUUGUACAAUGGAUUAUUCCCAAGUAUGCCUUAAACAGGACAAAUGUUUUUUCUAUAUAGUUCCUUGCCUUAAUAAAUAUGUAAUAUAAAUUUAAGCAAACUUCUAUUUUGUAUAUUUGUAAACUACGAAGUAAAGAAAUGAACAUUUUGUGGAGUUUGUAUUUUGCAUACUCAAGGUGAGAAAUAAGUUUUAAAUAAACCUAUAAUAUUUUAUCUGAGUAA
Chinchilla lanigera (long-tailed chinchilla) is the source of this 2238-nucleotide messenger RNA. It is a transcript of the gene Klf4, whose product is annotated as Kruppel-like factor 4 (gut). Gene Ontology annotation, molecular function: DNA-binding transcription factor activity, RNA polymerase II-specific; RNA polymerase II cis-regulatory region sequence-specific DNA binding. Lineage: Eukaryota; Metazoa; Chordata; Mammalia; Rodentia; Chinchillidae. The record is from RefSeq and is a predicted model, not a curated record. Gene Ontology annotation, biological process: regulation of transcription by RNA polymerase II.